This is a messenger RNA of Ambispora gerdemannii, 549 nucleotides long. The record is from the annotation of a GenBank genome assembly. NCBI's taxonomy places the organism in Eukaryota, Fungi, Glomeromycota, Glomeromycetes, Archaeosporales, Ambisporaceae.
AUGUCACGACAACGCCUCACAAAAGACAAAAAGUCCUCAACAACAUCCGGAAAACCCACUCCGAUUGAUACGAUAGCGAUACAUUUUGCACGCGAGAUAGACGUUAAAAUCACCAAAUCCCGCAUAAUUUACGAGAAAUUGCAAGUAUUUAUCGAGGAACGUGUGAGAUUCGUUCACACCUUUAAUUUUCCUUAUAGUGUGCUUUACCAUGAUCGGGCUGGAAAUGAGCAUGUGAUCGAGAACGGUGAGCGAGGGGAUGAAGCGGUAAAGCAGAUCAAGGAUUUACUGGAAAGCGAGGAGGGAGAAUAUGUUAGCGAUUUAUACAUUAUGGUUGAUAAGUCGGGAGGAAUAAAAACGUGGUUAUUUUAUAACGUAGACACUAUUUCGUUUCUCAUCACUCUUACCUGUGUGAUUGGUUUGAUAUUUUCUACACGAUUUGAAGUAAAAGCUGCUGUGUAUCUUAGUGGCGCAUUCUUGGCACAGCGUAUGGUGAAACACGUCGAAUUACCUGGAUUGCCAAAUUUCGUGAAAAAGUAUUUACGAAAAUAA